CGAUAGAAAGAUCUUGCUUGUCGAUUUUCGAUACACGAUUGCCGACAUGAUGUCGGAACUGACAUUAAAAGUGUUUGUAGACAAUCAUUCUUAUCAAGUGGAGUUGGAGAAUGAAGAAAACACAGCCGGCUACGACGGAAAUGACUAUUACAUCGAGUCGGACGAGGAGUGCGGGCCGGGCCGGGUGCGUCGCGCAGGCGUGGUCCAGUCGGGCGCGCGACCCCGCAGCCGUCGGCCGCGUGCCAUGGACGAGGGUCGAGUCAGAGACCGAGCGCCGCUCACGGUCAUAGUGGCUCCCAGUACCGCCUCGCCACCGAGACUGUCUCCCGCCGACCUCCUGCCCGAUGGAGAUGCAGCCUUCCAUCCUCUCUCCGCCGUCAACGGCCGCCUCACGCCGCCCGGGCUCGAGCCUGCUUCGUACGCGACCCUCACGCCGCUUCUACCCUUGCCACCCAUCAGCACCGUCUCCGAUAAGUUCGCAUACCACGCUGGCGGCACCUUCACGGUCAUCCAGCAGCAGCCUUCGUAUGCGUCGCUGUCUCCGGCGGCCUACAAUGAGCCCCUGUCGCCACAGUCGGCGUACAGCCGACGGAGCGUGUCCCCCAGCUCGUUCGAGCGACGGUCGCCGACGCCGCCGCUGCCGAGUCCGGGGCUGGACCUCAACGCUGCGCUGAUGGCACGCGAGGAUCAACAACAACAGCACCAGCAGCAAGUCAUUCAGAAUGACACUGAAGAGAUAAACACUAAAGAGUUGGCGCAGAGGAUAAGCGGGGAAUUGAAGCGGUACUCGAUCCCCCAGGCGAUUUUUGCGCAGAGGGUGCUGUGUCGGUCGCAGGGCACUCUUAGUGACCUCCUGCGGAAUCCCAAGCCCUGGUCCAAGCUCAAGUCGGGUCGGGAGACCUUUAGGCGGAUGUGGAAGUGGCUGCAGGAGCCAGAGUUCCAGAGGAUGUCCGCGCUCAGGCUAGCAGCGGCCCAGAUUCCACAGAGAGGCAGCUGCAAGCGCAAGGAGGACAUGGGCUCGGAUACCCUGCCUUCCCCGAAGAAGCCGCGUUUGGUUUUCACCGACCUCCAGCGGCGUACUCUACAAGCUAUUUUUAAGGAAACAAAAAGACCAUCAAAAGAAAUGCAAGUAACGAUAGCGAGACAACUAGGACUAGAGCCGACGACGGUCGGGAACUUUUUUAUGAACGCCAGGAGGCGGUCUAUGGACAAGUGGAAGGACGACGAUGCGCCGUCCACGGAGCUGGACCAGCAGUGCGAGAGCCAGGACAUGGAUCAGGUCCCGAGCUUGGACUCGGCGGACUCGGAGGAGGACGGCUGCGAGGAUCACGACGACCAUCUCUUGUGACGCCCUCUCUCGCACCAGCAGCUGUUAGUGCUGUAGAGUUGCUGGUAUCGGAUGUUGAGCCCCUCGAGCGCUUGGACUCUUGACGUCACGGAGGUUCUGUUAAUGUUCUGUUGACUGGUGUCAGUUCUUACUGUACUGGUUUAUGUGAUUUUAAACUAUCGUUAUUCAAAAACGCGUAUUUCAAAAGAAACGGGAUUUAAUCGCGCGAACCAGACGCUUGCCAUGUACGUUGGACUCUCGAAGUAAGGACGCGACCGACCGCUGCAAUGUACCAAGGCGAAAACACACAGAUCACAUCCGGAAGCAGCAGCAGUGAAGAUGCUCCCCACAUGUACUGUCAUAGUCAUUAACUAGUCAUUACGUUAAGAGAAAAAUACUUAAGUUAUUUUCAAUAAUUUUUUUGUUACAAUCUUCUUGAACGUUAUGAAAAUUAGUCAUAAAUUAAUAUGAGAACAGAAAAAUUGUGAUUAUAUAGACAUUCCAAAGAUUCGACAGGUCGAAGUGACGGCGUCAGGCUGAAAGUAAGACGUGAAUUGACGUCUGACUUGAAGUCUGAGCAAUAUAUACAAUAGCAACGAGCUUGGAGUCACAUUAGAUUCACCGCGCACUGGGUAGAUAGAGAGGGUACAUGAGGUGGUGGAUCGAUCCUAAGUGUUCACGAAUAAUGCCUCAAUAACGGUUCAGUCAGUGGCCAGAACAGUCCUUGCAUUAGCUUUGAAAAGCUCUUUCAGAAAAACUGAUCUUUAAACUAAGGUUAACUAACAUUUAAUGAAAUUUACUAACUAAUUUAAAACCGAAUCGAUUUUCAGUUUUUAUGAACGUUCGUCUUUUUUAAAAACGGUAUUCCGACGCAGUACCGUCAUUGUCAUGUAAUACCUGUUUUUUAUUACUCUAUCCUGCACAUAUUUAUAUCUCUACCACGUGUGCGGGUUGUGGAUCUAAUGUAGCUUUAUCUUGACUGUUAGCUCGGCGCUGUCUCCAUGUUUAGCAAUGGAUCUCUUUAUAUCAAGUUCUAGUCAGAACAAAUAAAUUAGGUUUGAUUUUUAGUAUAUUUUAAAUGUGUUUAUUAUUUAUUAGUGUUCGCGCAUGAUCACUGACAGACGCUUACAUUUACUAGACUUAUUGAAUUAGUGUGGUAAGACUAAAAUAUUUUAUCAUUUUAGAUUUGUUAAAAUGUGUUACCAGACUAUAAUAUUUUUUACAGAACUGUAAUAAUUAAGUUCAUUUUUUUACAGAUUAUUUAUUUUAAAUGUGCAAUAUUGAGUGAUGGAAAUCGUGAAAUAUAGCUAAUUAUCAAAGCAGCCAUGUCGUGGUCAAAAUUACGGUUGUUAAAACUAUGUAAGAAUCAUUACGCGAUUAUUGUUAGUACGGGAUGGCCGCAUUUUUUGAAAUAAGUCACCUUAAUUUCUUGAAGCGUGCGGUGGUGUGGCGCCAAAGACAGUUCAACAGUGUCAACAUGUCCUGGGUGAUCUUGAUCUGGAUGACUUAACUGUGCCCCUCACAUUAUCGAUCUCCACGCUCUACACCGCACCGGACCACAUGCUCGCAACGCGCGUCUUUUGAAUAAUUAGCUUAUUGCUGAAUUAGGCACAGACAAUAGAAGCAAUGAUAUGUCAUUUACUUGGUUCAAAUUUCGAAAUUUAAAAAAAAUGCGGCUACGCGCUGUUAAUAUCCACAUACAUAUGUAUUAUACCGUCGAAGCCUUUUCAAAAGCGUCUGUAAGCUCAAGUGACUAGAUAUAAUUAAAAGCUACGUAGGAAUUAUGUUUUGAACUUUAUAGAGAUAAUGUCCGAUAAAAUCGGGCCUUGAGUCUUUAGGAAUUCUGGUUUAUCUGAGUAUUGAGACGUUUUCUGGAAUAUGUGAGCUUUUUAUUAUUUUAGAUGGUCAGAAUAUCUCACGGCCUCCCUGAUGCUUAGAAGUUGUGAGAGCGCAACAACAUCACAGUGACCACCACGCAGUUAAUUUUGAGACAUGCAGGCGAAAUCUUGAUUUAAUUGCAUUAGCGAUUAACAUCAGCGGAGCCGUGAGCCACUCUGAACCGAGGUAAUAGCUAUCCACACAGUAUUGUAUCAUACAGUGGGCACUAUUAUAUUAUUUAGAACAAUUUUUUUAAUUUUAUUAUACAUAUAAUGUACUCUAGUCAAGUGAAUUCUAAACAUUCCCUUUGUUUAUACAAAAAUAUGUAUCAAUUCUUUUACGACAUUACAAACGUGCUGUUACUAAUUCCGACACACACGUUUUGCCUUUGGAAAACGAAAAAAAAAUAGACUACAAACAAUAUAUCUUUGUUACUACACGUUGUAGAUAUCUAUGGGCUCCAGUAAGCACUUAACAUCAGAUGGACUUUGAGCUCGUAUGUAAGCAAUAAAAAAUAAAUAAAUAAACUCUGCAUUUACAUGUUGUGUUGCAGUCCUUUUGAUCAUUUGAAUUGAAUGUGUCGUGAAUGAAAGGGCUGAAGACAAGAAAUGCUUGAAACCAUUUGAUGAUAUAACAUGAUGAUGCAUUAAGGCGUUGUCAGGGGAUUGGAGAUGGGAUUUGCAUCCGCAUAUUGGCCUUCAUAUGAAGUCGAAAAUUGGGCGCUAAUGUUUUUGUUUGCCGGACACAUACGUACGAUUGGAUCUCGUUUUUAAUUUUCAUCGGACCAUUCGUCCAGUUGUUAGAACAAUAUUCGAGACUUCGAAGAUUCUAAAAUAAAUUAAAAAAAAGUGGUUAUUCUAUCGAUCAAUUAAUCAAAAAUGUGAACAUUUUGUAAAUGAUAUUAUUUUAUUGAUGUUAAUGAUCAUGACUAGAAUGUAAAGUGGAACAGAAAAGCGCUUUUAAAUGAAAAUUUAAGGAAAGCUUCAUAAUGUGUUACAUUAUCAGUUAUAUCAAAACGGUGAAUUUCAUGAGCAAAUGACUUUUUGCAUUCAGAUGAAGUCUUAUUUUUUUAUUAACUAAAAUAGUUUAUGUUUAUUAGGUUAAAUUAAUGUAUUUUCAUGUUUAAUUUAAUAUUUAAAUGGAGGACAUAUUCAAAAUCUGACAGCGUUAAGAGAAAAUCCAAGUAAUCAUUCAUUUUAACAUUUACUAUAAAAGAAACAAAGUGUCUAAUCCAAACAAAAUAAUCAUUUUUUUUAAAUCUAGUCUAAUUUGUGCAAACCGUAAUCUUAAGUUUAUUAUAGUUUUUAAUUUAUUUAUUUUAAUUUAAGUAAAGGGUUAGCGAAGCGUUUUGUACCGCCAGCCACGAGUGAGAGCUCCGUGUUAUUGUUUUUAGUAAAGUAAUCCGAAAUACUUAUUGAACAUAUUUUGAUUUAUAGCAACUGAAAUAAGGGCCGUUUUCCAAUUACAGCACAAGAGCGCAUUAUGCGGCAUAAUGCUCAACUAAGCUUCAGCAUAAUUCGGCAUUGUGCGUCACUGAGCGCAGUUUUCCAAUUACAGAGCAUAAUGCGACUCAGUGACGCACAAUGCCGAAUUAUGCUGAAGCUUAAUUGGAACGUGAAUUAGUUUUCAAAUGCAUCAGCAGAGUGCGCUAAGUAGCACAAUUUUAAUUAACAUUGAUUAUUUCUAAGAAACUACGACGAAACGAAAGCCUUACAAUUUUUUUGAACAUUAAAUAAUACUACUAACGGUAAUAUAAACAAAAUUUCGAUCAAUGCCAACUUAAAGAAAAACACUUGUCAAUUUUCUGUCACUGAGUUGGUAUCGAUUGCGAGUAUCACGCGAGAGCAGUACUUUUGAGAGUGCUCGAUUGUGCGAAGCGUUGCUGUAGUUGGAACAUUCAACGUUGAGCAUUAUGCCGCAUAAUCUCUUGUGCUGUAAUUGGAAAACGGCCAAGAUUAGCCGCAUUCUGUCAUUGCUCUCAUAGGAAAAUUAUUGAAACCAUAUUUUUUUAUCUUGUAUUCCUAUAACAAUUUCAGAUACUAAAAUAAUUUGGUAUAAAUUCUGAAUACUUGUGUUCAGCUUCUGUUUAGUUGUUGCUAACGCUCCGCCUACUCUGUUUAAGUUUUAUAAUAAUUUAUUACUAAGCAACUUAAACUAGUCUGUGUAAUUACCACCAAAGAUGUUACGCGUGCAAUUUAUAUGUUAAGUAAACGAUAUUUUUGGAACAAGUCGCUGACUGAAUCACUUCGGACAGUGUGUGCUGUCAGAGAUAAUAAAACGAAGAAUGUAUUAGGGUAUUUUUUUAUUGCUUAGAUGGGUGGACGAGCUCACAGCCCACUUGGUGUUAAGUGGUUACUGGAGCCCAUAGUCAUCUACAACGUAAAUGCGCCACCCACCUUGAGAUAUAAGUUCUAAGGUUUCCGUAUAGUUACAACGACUACCCCGCCCUUCAAACCGAAACGCAUUAAUGCUUCAGCGCAGAAAUAGGCGGGUUUAUGGUACCUACCCGUGCGGAUUCACAAGAGGUCCUACCACCAGUAAUAAUGAACUAUGAAGCAUUUGUAGAGCAGGCAGUUUUGCUGCGACGGCUUCAAUAGAACAAUUUAAAUGACGAAGUAGUGUAUAAUUUUAAUAUGUGUAUGUAUUGUUACAGCUAACUGCGCUCAAUCAAACUGUGACUUAGCUCUUUCGAUCUCCGACCUGUCCCUGAGCUAACUUAACGCGCGGUUCCUUAAGUUGCCUUCUUUUGAAUUCAGUCAGCGACAUUUGUGUCUAGCUAAUCUAGAAAAAGAGCUUUCUCUGUGACACUCCACUAUACAGAAUGCGACAGUAUUAAUAGACAAUUCUUAAAGUAUUAUCGAAGAUUCUAUCUCCACCACAUUGAAAGUUAGAUAAGGACAAAAACAUAUUUUUUUUACUGUAAAUACAAUUAAAAAACGUGUUAUUCUGAAAUUAAAUUAUAUAAUUUUCGUUCAUAAUUAAAGUAUCGAUAGAUGAUACGUUUUUACCUUGAAAUUGAACUCGAUAUUGCGGAGAAGAUUGUCGUCAACACAAUCUGACGCAAAGUCGAGUUGUUGUUAUUUCAUUUCCAAAUAUUAGACCUAUUUAUUUUCACUAAACUGACAUUCCGUUACAAGAUAUGAAUCGUGUUUUAUUUACUUAAUUUAGAGCAUACUUUACGAAUGCAGUGAAGAAAUAUUUUUAUGUAAACCUAGAGUAAAGGGGUAGCUCGCUUUCUUAUGUAAAUAGUUCGUGAUUAAAUUUAAGAUUAAAUGUAAAUUUUACAAUGAAGUAUGACUUUGAUUGUGGCAGAAUCUAUCCACGUCACCCACGGGCCGGACGUGUCUUCACUAGUGGCUUUACUAAUGAACCUUCUCUAGUCAAUUAAAACACUCAUUUCC
Molecule: messenger RNA, 6606 nt
Organism: Bombyx mori (domestic silkworm)
Lineage: Eukaryota; Metazoa; Arthropoda; Insecta; Lepidoptera; Bombycidae
Gene: onecut
Product: hepatocyte nuclear factor 6
Exons: 5
Coding region: 47-1348 (433 amino acids)
Biological process (GO): regulation of transcription by RNA polymerase II
Cellular component (GO): nucleus
Molecular function (GO): DNA-binding transcription factor activity, RNA polymerase II-specific; RNA polymerase II cis-regulatory region sequence-specific DNA binding
Source: RefSeq, a predicted model, not a curated record